GUUUAUAUGUUCAUCUCUUGCAGGUGAUUAAUUUGACUCAUAAAAUCCAAGAUAUAAAUUACACCUGUAAGACCAACUUAAUUUGCCAUGAGUUCUGAACCAUUAAGAAAGAAAACUAAACUUGAUUGCAUUGAUGAGUCCUCGACUGGGAAAUUCAAGGAUACCUAUCCAUACUCGGGUUCCUGUCGUGCUUUUGGAGGCAGUGACAAUUUACCAGACAACAUUCUUGGGGGUGAAUUUCAAAUCCUCGAUGAAGUUAAUGAAGAUGACAAUGAUGAUGAAGGAACUCAAUCUGACAGCUCUGACGAGUCUAGCAUGUCUUAUGAGAUUCCAAAUGAAGAGAUCGAUGCUCUUCUGGAAGAGGGACUCCCUGGGCAGGGCGGUAGCAGCAACAGUAAAGAUAAGAGUUCUCCGCAUAAGAAGAAAAACGAUGAUGAUGCAGAAGUUGAUACUAACCAACAGCCGCUCUUCACAUACGUCCACAAAACUGUCAUCCCAUGCAGCGAUGACUUGUAUGGACCGUUUGACCGUCUGCCUGAAGGCUGGGUCAUGAUCACGCAUGCCAGCGGCAUUCAUGUAUAUCUGCACCGGGGGACUCGAGUGUGUACCUUGAGUAGGCCAUACUUCAUAGGGCAAGGCAGCACCAGGCGCCACGAUGUCCCUUUGAGUGCAAUUCCAUGCCUCUUGCAUAAAAAAAAGAAGGAAGAGCGAAUGAAAAGAUUGGCAGAGGAAGAAAGUCGCGCCAAGAAAAGCGAGACUUCCGAGCUAUGUGACAAAGAAAGUAGCGUCAGUGUGGAUCAACCUAACACUACCGACAACUCAGCUUGUAUAAAUUCUAGCUCAUCAAAUUGUCCCAUGUCUCAAAUACCAGAAUUUUCCAACCAACCAGUUUUAUCAACCUCGUCAAACGAAAUCACCAAUGAACAAUCUUUGACAGCUCGUGAGAGUUCUCAUUCAAGCUGUGCUUCAGAUUUACUGCGUACGGGGAUGUCUGAGAAUGAAAAUUCGAACAGUACAGGAGAUGAAUGUGGCAAAACUACAACACCCUCAGACCUCUCACAGAAGACGAAUCCUGACAAUUCGGAGACACCAACAAUAAGUUCAUUGGAACACUCCCCCGAAAGCAGUGGAAACCUUAAUGCUAUAGCAUCAGAUGCUGCAAUUGUAACAAGUACGACAUGUGGUAAUACGAACCCUGACGAUAAUUCCAAUGCAGAGUCUGUUAAGAUUAACGCUAAAGGAAAAGAGCGUUCAAGCACUUUCAACACGGCACUUGCGGUCGCUCUUAACAUAGAGCCUGCCAAUCCCCCACCGACUGCAGACCAAUUGCCUGGAUCCCAUCAAGUGACUUUUGAGCGGCCCGUUCUUGCAGUGGUCGAAGCUCAAGAACUUAAUGCAUAUUGUUCUAAUUUGUUCGAAUUCAAAGUUAUCCUUGCCAAAAAAUUUCCUAGCUGGAAUUGUCGGCGGAAGCAUGAAAAACGUAUGAAGAAAAUCCAGCCAAUGCUUCCAGAAGGAACCAAGCUUCUGUCGCUGAAACCGAAUACCAACCCAGAGGAGGAAAUGGCUUUUAAGAAGAAAAAGUGGCUACUGAAUCCCGCGAAUCGAAGCAGCAUCUGCAUACUACACGAGUACGUUCAGUACGUUAUGAAGACCAAACCGACUUAUAAGUUCAAGGAAGUUGACAACGCCUCUUGCCCGUAUGCUGCUGCUCUUUUCAUUGAUGGUAUGGAGUACGCGACUGGCUAUGGCAGCAGCAAGAAGCUUGCCAAAGCAGAAGCUGCUGCUGCAACAUUGAGCAUUUUGGUGCCGGAAUUAGGCGCCAAAUUCCAAAGCAACAAAGAUAAACCCGAUGACUCCGACACAACUUUCUUUGAUCAAAUCCGCAUUGAGGAUCCGAACGUUCCUGAACUUUGUAACCGAAUGAGUGAAGUGCCUCCGUAUUCCUUGCUCUUGGUUUGUCUUCAGAGAAAUUAUUGCAUGGAUAACAACAACAUAACAUGCCAACUCAUCCCACACAAGGGUCAGAAGAACGAGUUUGAAAUGACGGUCGGUAAGCACACAGUGCGAGUUCCGUGUAAGAACAAGAAAGAAGGUAAGCAAAAAGCAUCACAGGCGCUGCUGCAAAAACUUCAUCCGCAUAUCGUCAGCUGGGGUUCGAUGCUGAGACUUUACGGUAACAAGUCUCUCCAAGAACUCAAAGCCAAGAAAAAAGAGGAACAAGAAGUCACCAAUCUACAGAACAACGCGACCGCUAACCAGCCAAAUUACUCUAUCAUAAAUCUAUUGAAAAAAGAGAUGCUCAAACUGCACGCAGAAAGAUUGGCCAUUCGCCCAAUCGGUGAAUUUAUUCCGCCUGAAAACAUAAGUCUUCCUGUGCCUUCAAGUACGGACUUGAACACACUUGACAUUUAAGUGCCUGCGAUGCAACCAAGUUGGAGAAAAAAAUAUAAAGAUUUUCUGGGAGGACACGGGUUCCGGUACUCGCUCCUGACGUAACACCUGCUUUGGUUAUAAUUAAUUCAAUUUGGCAGUUUUAAAAGUAAGCUUCAUGGAAUUAACCGGUACAUAUAUAGGCACUCGAGCCAGGCGUGAUCUUCCAGGUUUCUGAAGUUUACUAUUGAUUCCUGUAUCAACUGUGCUAAUUAUUGGUGAACCUUAACAACUGCUUGAUUAAUGAUACGCCUAGUCGCCCUAGUGUUAGUGCUUCCAUUAGCGUUCAAGCGUGUGAUCUCAUCAUCUCAAGACUGCAAAUUGCUAUCGGGAAGAUAUACCGCUAGAUACUGCUGUACAGUAGAAGAACUGGAAGAAUGUCACGAGGAACUUAGACAACUCCAUGCGGAUAAACAUGAGUUAUGCAUCUAAAAAACAACCCAAUCUAGAAACCAACGGACCCGGCAAAUCCAAGCUCUCGGCCGAGGAGAAGACGACUUUCAAGCUGGAGAUGACGGUUAUAAGAUCCUAGAAUUUAUGCAGCUAAACGCGAGAUUGAUAGAGCAUGUUGAGGUUAAAAUCGAGAUCAUAAGAAAAUACGUUGAAGACAAGGAUGCCAACAGAAGAGAGGAUCAAAGAAAAUUGCUCGAGUCUAACAAAAACUUGAGAGACAGGGAAGUACGGGAAAGGAACGCACAACAGUUUGUAUAAGACUUAACUGUGGAGUUAGAUGACCUUAAAAGCCGGAUGCGUGAACUAAAAUUGAUUGAAGAACAGAGAAGGCAGGAACUAAACAUCGAAUCGCUUGCGAAGAUGAAGGAAUUGAAAAAUAUUGCAAAGAUAAGGGGAUUGAGUUCAGAGUGUUUCUUCGGUGGUUUUUUAUUCUUUAAAAUGAGAAAUGAUCGUCACUUGAUCCAUGAAGAAUAGUCGCUGGACGACAGCGUGAAGUUUGGUUAUCUUCUGCAGGGACAAAAGGAUGGAAGUACAGCC
Messenger RNA from Hyalella azteca, 3420 nucleotides. It is a transcript of the gene pasha, whose product is annotated as microprocessor complex subunit DGCR8. NCBI's taxonomy places the organism in Eukaryota, Metazoa, Arthropoda, Malacostraca, Amphipoda, Hyalellidae. Gene Ontology annotation, biological process: primary miRNA processing. Gene Ontology annotation, molecular function: identical protein binding; primary miRNA binding; heme binding. The coding region runs from base 88 to 2412 and encodes 774 amino acids. The record is from RefSeq and is a predicted model, not a curated record. The transcript has 7 exons. Gene Ontology annotation, cellular component: microprocessor complex.